AUGGCUCAUAUAUCUCUGUCGGGAUUCACGUCGUUGCUUCUGUGUAUAUCGGCUGCGAGUUUGAGACUUGCAGAGCAAUACAUUCAAGCCUUCAGUAACAUUGCCAAGGAGGUAUCAAAACUGUCGUCAAGGUGGAUGCAAAUUCUAAUACAAAGAAAGCUGCAGGAAGUGCAAAGCCUGUUUAGAAGUCAGAAGCGCAGCCAAGCACAAAGAAAACUGACGCUGAGGAGCCAAAGAAGAAGGCUACAAAGGAGAAGGCUAUAUGUUCGACUUUUACCUUUUCGUGUGCUACAGGUCCAUCCAAGCAAAGUAUACUCCCUUAUUGGUUCUGGUGGGAAGAAAGUAAAGAGUAUCAUUGAAGAAUCCGUAGUUGAAGCCAUUGAUAUGCAAGAUGAUGGAAUUGUGAAAAUUAUGGCAAACAAUGUGGCGAGUCUGGAGAGGGCGAAAGCCAUUAUUAGUGGGUUGACAAUGGUUCCAGCUGUUGGUGAUAUCUACAGGAAUUGUGAAAUCAAAUCAAUGGCUCCUUAUGGUGCCUUUGUAGAGAUUGCACCAGGGAGAGAAGGACUUUGCCAUAUAACUGAGCUGAGUGCUGAAUGGCUUGCGAAACCAGAGGAUAAAAAGAGACUUUUGGACUUACAUGGCUGGAAAACCGAUCUUACUGGGAUAGACAAAGCCUGGAGUUAG
Messenger RNA from Eruca vesicaria subsp. sativa (arugula), 684 nucleotides. NCBI's taxonomy places the organism in Eukaryota, Viridiplantae, Streptophyta, Magnoliopsida, Brassicales, Brassicaceae. The record is from the annotation of a GenBank genome assembly.